GGAACACAUGAAUUAUGUUAACUUUGGAAAAUAUUUAAACUUUAAUGCCAAAGAUGAAUCGAGCUAUUUGUUACUUAAAAAACUACAAAUUCAUCCUAAACCUUACUCUACCCAUGAACUAUUAUUGCCCUUUGAGAAUAAUUUAACUGGAAAAUCAAGUGAAGGGUAUACUGAUGAGAAGGGAUGUUCAGAUUCAUUUCUAGUAUUGCAUUUUGUGGAAUCUCUCUUGCUUAAAGACUUGAUGUAUGUUAUGAUUGACAUUGAUGGACAACAUAUUAAAAUACGGGGCAAACCAUUGGAAUGGAAUAUAGAAAUAGUUGAUAACCCAGACACGAAACAUGGAAAUACUUUUUUUCUCCUUCACCCUGCCACUCUCGAACAAGUCAAAAAGAUUGCCGAAUGUGGUUGGUUAUACUUCAAAAUACAAAACUUUAUAAAUGAAAAUAACGUGUUAGAAAAAGGACUGAUUUUGCAAGUUCUAUCCUCCAGCCUUAAAGAUGAACUAAUCCAUUACUACAAACUCAUAUCGGUUAUCAAGGAAGCCGUAGAUAAAGAUUCGCAGAAAUUUCUAACAGAUUCAACGAAAGAGAGGAAUAAGGAAAUCGCUACUGAUUUACCCCAAAAUUCAACUAUAACGGAUCCAUUGAUAACUGUUCAAAGAUUAUGGGUCAUGUGUACGGACAUGAAACAUAGGCUGCAAUUUUUGAUGGCCAUCAUUAUGAAUUGUAAAGGUAAAAAAGGUUGCCAAAUACUCGAUGUUUUGAAGGAAUUUACUUUUCAAGGCGAUAUUAAGGGAACUGGUGCUACGGCUAAUUCACUCUUAGACAAAUGUUCUCAGCCGUUAGCCGAAUGCCUUUGCAAUUGGAUAACAAAGGGAAAAUUGGUUGAUAGGUUUAGAGAGCCUCUUGGCGACAUAGCACACACUACACAGUCGCUAAAAAUGUCCGUUGUACUCUAUGAAAAUAUAAUCCCAAACUCAAUCUCUUGCAGAAAUUUCUAA
This is a messenger RNA of Gordionus sp. m RMFG-2023, 1000 nucleotides long. RefSeq names its product gamma-tubulin complex component 3-like. The transcript has 9 exons. The record is from RefSeq and is a predicted model, not a curated record. Lineage: Eukaryota; Metazoa; Nematomorpha; Gordioida; Chordodea; Parachordodidae. Gene Ontology annotation, molecular function: gamma-tubulin binding; microtubule minus-end binding. Gene Ontology annotation, biological process: meiotic cell cycle; microtubule nucleation; spindle assembly. The coding region runs from base 8 to 1000 and encodes 330 amino acids. Gene Ontology annotation, cellular component: spindle pole; centrosome; gamma-tubulin complex.